Molecule: messenger RNA, 615 nt
Organism: Blepharisma stoltei
Lineage: Eukaryota; Ciliophora; Heterotrichea; Heterotrichida; Blepharismidae
Source: the annotation of a GenBank genome assembly
AUGGAAGAACUUUUAAGAAACAUUCCCCCAGUAACAAAAGUCAUGAUUGCCUCAACUAUUUUACUUUCAGCAAUUACUUCAAUGAAUUUCGUGAACCCAAGGACAAUGCUAUUUGAUAUGGCUUUUAUUAAAAAUAAAUUCCAGGUCUGAAGAGUCUUUACAAGUUUAUUUUAUUAUGGAAAUUUCAGUGUUUACACCUUUAUCCGUGUGAUGCUUUUAUAUCAAAACUCCAGAAGCCUUGAGCAAAAUAUGACAAGAGUGGAUUAUCUAUAUUUUGUAAUAGUGACUUAUAUGUUUUUGCUUCUUUGUGCACCUAUUUUUCAUCUUAGGUACUUAUCGGAUGGAUUAUUUAUGGCAAUUACUUAUCUUUAUAGCAAGCGAAAUCGAUAUGGAAGAUUCCAUCUUAUGUGGAUUCCUAUAGCAAUUUCUACAACUUAUAUGCCGUGGGUUUUACUUUUGCUUAACUUUGACUCUGCAAGCAUUAUAGGGAUUGCUAUAGGUCAUAUUUAUUACUUUUUCGAAGAUAUUUUCCCUAGAUUAAGAAGUGGAAUAGGAUUUCGGCUAUUUAAAGCUCCUGACACAAUUGAAAGACUAAUACACUAUUUCGGCGGAUAA